GCGUGUGUCAUAUGAACCCAGUUGGAGAGAAAAGCGCACCAGAGUCGAGCACCUUAUGGGUCCAAUCUCAGCGGGUUUAUUCACUGACUGGACUGAGCUUCUGGACUGAGUUACCUGGAGAGUUUCUUUUUUUUUCCUCCUAGAAGUUAACGCAAAAAGACGCGCAGCAGCACCAGCGAUGACAGCCGAGAUUAUUCCACUUGGAAGUGAGUGAGACCUCGCUGCGUCGCGUCUGAUCCCAUUUACCUUUUCUGUGAGGAUGCAAAGGAGAUACAGGAUGAAGUCCGCGUUCAUAGCGGUGUUACUUGGAGUGGUCGCGGCACUGGCCAAUAAGGAGGUUUGUUCCUCGGGCCAGUACACAACCAGUGGAGAGUGCUGCGUGCAGUGCCAGCCCGGCGAGGGCGUCGUCAAACUAUGUGGAGUCACACAGACCGUCUGCGCCCCCUGCCUUGACAGUGAAACCUUCUCAGAAAACUUAAGUCACACAGAGAAAUGUCAGCCCUGCUCAAUAUGCACAGGUCUGCACCGCAUGAAGGCGCCCUGCACAGACUCCAACGACGCCACCUGUGUGUGCAACUACAGCUACUAUAUGAACGAACUCUCUCAGCGAUGUCAACCCUGCACCAAAUGUCCUGAAGGCCGUGGCAUGCUGUACAGCUGUGAGUUUGACCACGACACAGUGUGUGAGGAUUGCAACGGGGACACCUACUCGGACCAGGAGAGCUCUCGGGAGCCCUGCAUCCCCUGCACCACCUGUGAUGAUGGGGAAAUGCUACAGCCCUGCACCUCUUUCGUUGAUACAGUUUGUCAAGCUCCCACAGAUUCACCACCUCCCACGCCCUUUACGAGUAACUCCACGCCCACCGAUGACAUCUAUCUACAGAGCAUCCCACCAGACCCUACUGACACCACCACCACCACCACCACCACUAAUGGUGAUUCCAAGGAGCUGAUCUACCAUCUGAACGACAAACUCAUCCCCAUCUACUGCUCCAUCCUGGCAGCUGUUGUAGUCGGCCUGGUGGCCUUCAUCAUCUUCAAGAAGUGGAACAGCUGUAAGCAGAACAAGCAAGGAGCCAACAACUGCACAGCCAAUCAGAACCAGACACCGUCCCCUGAGGGAGAAAAGCUGCACAGCGACAGUGGCAUUUCUGUUGACACCCAAAGUCUGCAGGAGCAACAGCAGGGCCAGACUCAGGCACAGACAGUUGUCACCAUGGAUGAAGAGCCGUGUUUGCUCCUUCCUCUCCACACCAGAGAGAAAGUGGAGAAGCUGCUGUUCAGGGGCAACGAAGGAGACGACUGCAACCACAUGGAGGACAGCGACUGGUACAACCUGGCGGGCCUGCUGGGAUACGAGGAGGAGCGAAUCGCCACCUUCCAGCAGGAAGAACACCCCGUCCGUGCGCUCCUGUCCGACUGGGCGAGCAAGGACUGCGCCAGCCUCGACACGCUGUGCACGGCGCUGCGCAAGAUCAACCGCGACGACAUCGCCCAGAGUCUGGUGCUGAGCCCGACUGCUACGAAGCCCACCGCCACUUCUGUAGUGUGAUUUUAAGCUUAACAGCGAGCAAACCGCCUUAAACUUAAUAUUCUUCCAUGGCCUCCCUCACGCCACAUACAUUCAUGCUAGAACCGCUUUAAGCUAUUCCCUCUUGAAGCCAGCAGUCACUACGAGUCCUGAAGAAUCAUUUCAUGUUUAACCAAGGGAUGAGAUGGGGAGAUGCCAGAAAUUAGAAAACUGAAUGAAUAUCAAUGCACCUAAUCAAGCCAAAACCUUUCACCUAACCAUCAGGAUGUGCUUAUAAUCAUUCAUUCUCACAUGUUAAAAUCCACACAAUGUAAAGCCUAUGUGGAAGGAAAUUGUCUAUAAUCAUUCCAUUGUUGAGCCUGGAUAUCUACCCGUCUUUCUACACUACUUGACAUCCAGCUCUGACUUUAUUAACCAUAGAGCAGCAAUGAACUGAAUCCAUUUCAUUCCUACAACUUGAUCCUCUGCAUCUUUAUUCUUAAACAUUUACAGUCAGUUCGUCCCUUACUUAUAGCGUCCAUAAGCCAGUGUUGUAUCUUUAAAUGUUACAAAUCUAUGCUACCAAAGAGGAGGAAACGUCUUGAGACCAUACCUGACAAGCGUCAUUAUUUACAUGCCAUAUUUUUUAAUUUAAGUUGUCAAAUGGCUGGUGUCUGUUGCUACUGCGCAACAUGGCCUGCAUACCACAGAGUAUCUGGAUCUUAGCAAAUGUGACAACCCGAGGAAGGAUGCUUGGACGCUUUUCAAAUGAACCUGUUCUCCUUCAGCAAAAAACAAAAGUCCAGCUAUUUACUCUUAUUUUAAAUGUGUGUAUUUACGACAUUGAGCUGCAGCACACAUGGAAUUAAUCUCAACUACUGCAGACUCUUACUUUUUCCGACAAGUGCUAUAAGGACUGCUGGCUGGACUUUGCCAACUCGGUGGUCUGUGGGGCGGGUUGUUGACCGAGGCAACAUGAGACACUAUUCUAUGUGCUCAGGCCUAUCUGCAUAACACAGGAGCUCCCACACAGACUCCUUCAUACUGACCCAGAAAAGGGACCGACGUGGAAUGCAAAACUAUGUAUACUGUAUGUGCAUAGGUAGACAAGUGAACACACCAUACACAUACUGUACAUACAUACAUACAUACACACACAGACGUAACCAUGCAUGUACUACACAAACAAACACACACAUCAUGUAUACAUUUACAUUGUUAUUCAUUGUAGACACAGAAAACUUCAGAUCCUGCCAUAUACUGUAUGGAACACUCUCAUGAGGGGACCAUAUAUUGUUUAAUCUCAUUAUUAGUAGCCAAUAUAAGGUGUGUCUUUAAAAAAAGUAUGUCUACAUAAUUUGCAAUGUGUGCUAUAGAUGGUGAAAUGCUACCUUAACAGUAAACAGCAUGCAGAAACUAGCAACUCAUUGUCAGCCAGUGCACAAAUUCCAAGAAAAACACAAAAUAAUCAGGAUGCAAAACAAAAAUCCAGGGUUUUCUAUCUUUUUCGCUUAAUUUCUCAGGGUAUCUAGAAUGAUUGUGUUACUGCAUCAAUAUUACACUUAUUAUUGCACCCUCUAUAGCGACUGACAAUCCUUCAAACAGGUGAAUAAGUGAGGGAAACGGGCCAGAGAAAAAAGGGUGUCUUGUUUCCUCAUUGUUUGCAACAAUGACCUCUGUAUAAAAGGCAACUCAGUGGAGACAUAAGUCAAAGGAUGUGGGAUGAUCAGACCGAGGGAAAGCGGAAAAGUUUUGGAUUACUUAAAUGUAAAGGUGAAACCCAGGAUUCAGCAUUAAUCAGCUUGUAUAAGCAUGCAUUCCUCUCCUCAUGGCAGUAUGUGCUUUUUACGUUGUGUUGUGUUGCACCUAUUUGCUUUGAAUUUGUGAAAGCAUACUUCAAAAAUGUUGAUAUUAUUAUGCUGCCAACUGAGGACCACUAGCGUCUAUUUGUUCUCUUUAUUUUGGGAGGAAAUAUUUGAAGGAGCAAAUAGUUUAAUGUGCUAAACUUACCUAUACCAUCAACUUCAUCUGUUACUUUCAGGGACAGAUUGUACAUUGUUACUAACCACUAGCAUACUGAGCUUCAUGCUGUAGUGUUACUUUAAAUGAAGGUAUUCUCCCUCUACUCUCUAAGGGUUGUUGUAUUUUAAUUCCCAAAUAACAACUGUAAAUGGUAUUAUGUUUCUCUUAUUGUCCUAGAUUCUAGUACUUCAAUGUGAAUUGUCUGUUUUUGCAUCACAAGUGCCUGGGAACUAUUUCAGGUGUCCGCUGAUGUUGUAAAUUUGUUGUUUUUAGCUGUUUUUGUAAGUAUAUUUUCUUUAGUUGUCGUUUUUUAACUUGUAAAUAAGUUGUCUUUUUCUAGUUUUUUUUAUUUUAGUUAAAGCCAAGAAGGCUCUACUGUACAAUAUCUAUGUGAAUGGGACGUUGUUAUGAUAUCAAUGCUGUCCCAGUUUAAAAGGGUAAGAAGGGCAAAAGGAAGGUAGCUGCCUUUGUGAGGUACUUUUAACAAAUUAUUCACCAUCAGCUGUAUUAAUGCAGAGUGUCAUUAAGACUGGACAUGAUGAGGGGACACAAAUUUAAAAUGUCUUUCAGGCUAAUCAGAACCAGAAAGGCUUUAAUUAUCCACCUGCCACCAAACUCAACUUUAGAACAACCAUACUAUACUCAACUAUACAAUCACAGUGUAUUAUAAUACUAAACAUAAUUUUGCAGUAUGACAUUUUGGGAAAAACGCUUACUAGCUUUCUUGCCAAGAGUUAAAUGACAAGAGUAAUACCAUUCUCUUAUGUAUACGUUCAGUACAAAGUUACAGCCAGUUAGCUUAGCUUAGCAUAAAGCCUGGAAACGGGGGGAAACAUCUAGCUCUGUACAAAGGUAACAAAAUCCAGCCCGGUCGCACGGAAAGGCGUGUGAAUGACACAAUAAUGCGCAAGGCAAAAGCAUGUAGUAAGAACACCAUUGUUACUAUAGGCGUGUCAUUUUCACGCCAUGUAGUCUGCAUGUGGAAUAAAAGGGGAGAACGACUGCUUGUGGCGGGCAGGAGGGAAGGUGGAUGGGUUCAACAAACACAGGACUCACGUCACGUGUUUUGUAGUGACGUUUGUGAUGUGAUUUUGCAUACUAAUGUAAUGUUAUGUUGUUUCCGUAUGUAUUUUGAGCCCAACCAUGACGGUUUUCCUAAACCUAAUUGAAUGGUUUUGGUGCCCCCCUGUUGGUACUGCACCUUCAUAAACACGUGUAAUAUUCACGCCUUGGCGAGGCAAAAUGUGACACUUACAAGAGCCAUACAUUGGACUCCGCGGGUCCACAUGCUACCCUCUGGUGGACAGAUGGGUCUUUUACACGCUUUGCCUUGAUAUUGGGUUACAAAAUCUGCAUACCAGCACCUCUAAAGCUAGCUAGUUAGCAUGUUAUGUCUCAUUUGUUUAAUCCGUAAGUGUAAGAACAAGUAGCUCUGUCCAAUAGCAUAAAUAGUCCAUUGCUGGUAGAUUAUGUUUCCUUUGUACAGAGCCAGACUAGCUGUAUUCCCCUGCUUCCAGUCUUUAUAGUCAGCUAAGCUAUUUGGCUGGUGGCCGUAGACAUAUAUUUAUCAGACAGACAGACUAAUUGAAAAGUUACACUUAAUUAAAUCUGACUCUGGUAAAUUAGCAGUUAUCAGGAUUGAGGAAACUUGAUGGAUGUGUUCAAUAUUAGCCAUUAGCCAACCACUGAAUGACCUUCCCUGAAAGCCCUUUGUUCAUUGUACUAUAACUUAGCCAUCACUAUCGUCAGAGUUGUGAACUGUGAUUGAAGAUGGAGGCUUUUUCCUCGGACAGUAUUUGUUUAGUUUGAUAGAUAUGAGAGAUUUAAUUGAGUAACAGUGACCAGACAUUGACUUGUGUGUACAGUAAACCCAACUGAAGGUGAACAUGUCAUGAUAUUGCACUUGAGAGUAACAAAGGGUGGAUGCGGGGGGAAUUAAAAAACUGUUUUAGGAGGAUAAGGUUUUUAAAAAAGCCCUGGUAACUCAUGGUGACAAGACCGACAGUGCACCAGGACUGAAUUGUACAGAUCUGAGAAAUACUGAAUGUUCCUUGUAUACUAAUACUGUACUAUACUUAAUGUGAAUUCCGCAAAAUUCCUACAUCAGACAAGCAGUAACCAAUAAUAAAGCUCUUAAAUCCAC
Molecule: messenger RNA, 5675 nt
Organism: Sebastes umbrosus (honeycomb rockfish)
Lineage: Eukaryota; Metazoa; Chordata; Actinopteri; Perciformes; Sebastidae
Gene: ngfrb
Product: nerve growth factor receptor b
Exons: 6
Coding region: 260-1552 (430 amino acids)
Biological process (GO): Rho protein signal transduction
Cellular component (GO): cell surface; plasma membrane
Molecular function (GO): coreceptor activity; nerve growth factor binding; death receptor activity
Source: RefSeq, a predicted model, not a curated record